Messenger RNA from Cyprinodon tularosa, 1870 nucleotides. Its product is annotated as histamine H2 receptor. Bases 501 to 1487 code for a protein of 328 amino acids. Gene Ontology annotation, biological process: G protein-coupled receptor signaling pathway. Gene Ontology annotation, molecular function: G protein-coupled receptor activity. The record is from RefSeq and is a predicted model, not a curated record. The transcript is spliced from 3 exons. Gene Ontology annotation, cellular component: membrane. NCBI's taxonomy places the organism in Eukaryota, Metazoa, Chordata, Actinopteri, Cyprinodontiformes, Cyprinodontidae.
AAACACACACAGGAUAUUAAACCUCCAGCCACUGUUGACUUUCCUGCUACCAGAUAACUUGCUGUUUGUUUCUAUGCAUGUCAUCAUCAUCAUCCCAGCAGGCGAUGGACAUGCAGACCAUGGUGACCGUCUCCAUGGAGACAUAAUUGCAGACGGAGACAGCUCAUAGAGUCUAUGUUCAGGAGAGCAGUGGUGGAGGUCAGGAACGUCUCUGGACCUUCAGUCCUGCACCACUAAACCUGAACAGCGAGGAAGAAAACCUGGGAUCAGCUGCUGACUUCUUCUGAAGAUCAGAACCGUGCCGAAGGAGAACACCCAGAUGAUUCUGAAAGCAGGGGAAGGACGAUAGGAGCCGCCUGGUUUGAAGCCUGCUCCAGCUUCAUGCAGUGACUCAUCAGACCUUAUCUACGCCCUGCUAAUCUGAGGAGGGAGCAACAAGGAGGCGGGCUGGACCUGCUGAGCUCACAGAGCAGCAGAAGCUUCGGCGCCACCAUCUGAAGAUGGAGGCUGCUCUGAGGACGCUGUACGCGGCGCUCAUGGUCCUGUCAGCUUCAGCAGCCGUCUGUGGAAACCUCUUCAUCCUGACGGUGCUGCUGCUCAACAAAGAGCUUCAGUCAGAUACUCUGUGCCUCACCCUGAGCUUCAGCCUCAGCGACCUGGCGACCGGGCUCUCCGUUAUUCCCUUCGGAGCCUACAACAGCCUGUCCUGGCCUGCUGUGUACCCCAGCCAGGGGGUGUUCUGUCAGGGCAGCGGCUUCAUCCUCCUCCUCCUGCAGGCCUGCUCUCUCCAGUCCCUCACCUGGGCCACGGUGGACAGGUUCUCUGCCCUCUGCUUUGCCCUGAGUUACCGCAGCAUGUGGACCAGCAGGAGGAGCUGGGUCCUGCUGGUCCUCGUCUGGUUCUUCUGCCUGCUGAACGCCACUCUGCCCAUGCUGGGCUUCGGCAGCUAUGCUUACAGCAAGUCUCGGUUCCUCUGCUGUGUAGAGUUCACUCCUGAAAACCGGAGGUUUGUGGUUCUGUGGGUGGUGGUCAGCGUAGCGGGGCCCGUCCUCACCAUCUGCUCUCUCUACGCCUACAUGGUCCACAUCGCCAGGAAACAGGCCAGGAAAGGCACCUUUGUGUGCAAUGAGCUGCACUGCUUCCACGUCCCAGCAAACACCUACCUGAGGAGCUCCGCAGUGAUGGCCGCCACCUCAGCGUGUCUGCUGGUCUGCUGGCUUCCCUUCAUCUCAGUCUGUCUGUAUGAGACGUUCAGCGGACAGCAGAGCCCAGAAGCUGCUGCGGCUCUGUCCACCUGGCUGGCUCUGACCAGCGCCGCCAUCAACCCCUGGAUCAUCUGCAUGACUCAGAGCAGGUACCGCUCAGCAGUGCAUCAGAGGCUGAGCAGGUUCUACCAGAGCUGCUCUGGGAUGGUUCCUCGGCUCCACCGUUCUGCAUCAACAUCUGCUACAGAAACGGCUCCGUCACCUACGCCUGGACCGCAGUAAGCCCCUCCCCCCCAGCUGGAUCAGAACAGUGAAAUCAGCACAGCUAAUCAGGCUGUCCUGUUAGCUAGAGGACAUCAUCUGGGUGAAAGGUCAGACGGACUGAAGAAUCACAGGAUGGACGGACGGAUGAUUGGGGGUGGGGUUUGGGUGGGGGGUGAUCAGUAACUAGGUCCAUUCAGAGGAUCAGAACAUUUAGCACCCGCUGCUGCUUAUCGGAACUAGAAUCAGUAGAUUUUUGACCAAAGAAGGUAAAUAAGAUGAUCUUCUAAUGGAACGGGGAUUUCUGCCCAUGAAUAAGAUCUUUAUGAAUUCUGCUCUAGCAAUAACAUAGUGGAGUUAUUUUAUUUCUUAUAGAGCAGAGCACUGGAGCAUCUCAUCUGACU